Molecule: messenger RNA, 1470 nt
Organism: Colletotrichum higginsianum IMI 349063
Lineage: Eukaryota; Fungi; Ascomycota; Sordariomycetes; Glomerellales; Glomerellaceae
Product: putative Aldehyde dehydrogenase
Exons: 4
Coding region: 1-1470 (489 amino acids)
Molecular function (GO): oxidoreductase activity, acting on the aldehyde or oxo group of donors, NAD or NADP as acceptor
Source: RefSeq, a predicted model, not a curated record
AUGGAUUCUGCAAUCGAGAAACUGCUCGACACAGUCGUCGAUGGGCGCGCUGAGGUCAUUCGCUUCCGCCAGGAUAACCUCAUCAGCCUCCACGACGCGCUGCGCAAGGAGUCGGCGGCCCUGAUCGCGGCUCAGGAGAAGGAUACCGGUGCCUCGAAAACGGAGAUCGAGGCCGAACACUUCCUAACGCUCGAAGCCAUUCGACACUUUUACGAGUCGCUAGACUUUGCAAAGGAGCUCGAGACGGAGUAUCUCGUAGCUCACGGUAGGGACAACCCAGGCAGGAGAACUGGUGCUGGCCUGGUGAUUAUCAGGCCGACCACUUACACCAGACUGUUCUCCAUCCUGAGUCCUCUUGCUGCAGCCAUCGCUGCUGGUUCUGUUGUGGCCCUCGAGCUCGAGGACACUCUUUUGCAUCUGGACACCGUCCUUCGUGCCGUGCUCCCACGCGCCCUCAACCAAAAUGCCUUCUGCAUCACCAAAGAGAUCAAAGAUGCAUCCCUUCUCGAACAGGCCAUUCUUGUAGACCAGACCAACACCUGCCCCCUCCCGGCAGCCCGCGCACACAACCUCGUCUCGGCCAACGCCGCCCGCACCGUCGCCAUCGUUGACCGCACGGCCGAUGUCGAGGCCGCCGCCAAGGCCAUCACGACGGCGCGCUUUGGCUUUGGCGGCCAGUCUCCCUAUGCUCCGGACCUGGUCAUCGUCAACGAGUACGUUAAGAGGGACUUCUUCGAGGCGUGCUCCAAGCAUGCUACGCUCGCGUUCGCGCGUGAGGCCUCCACCAGACGCGCCAGCGACAACUCGAGCGACAAGACGAGGAGUGCUGUGCAGGAGGCCGAGGAUAGGAGGUUGGUUUCGAGCUUUGGUUCCAAGGACUUUAAACUGGUUGAUAUCAAGGACAAGAACGCUUCUCUGCUGAACAUCAAGAUCAGCGGCCGCUUCUUGCCCAUUGCAACGUCCUCGGGACUUGUGGACUCCAUUUACACCCGGGAGUUCGAAAAUCCGCUACUGGCCGUUUACCUCUUCGCCAGCCCUGAGGCGGCGAAGUACCUCUCCCAACACCUGCCCGCACACAUCUCCCUAAUCAACCAGAUCCCCUCCAACCUUCUGCUCGGGCCCGCGGCGCCAACCCAGCACAAUUCGGCCUUUGAGUUCCGCUACAGCAAAGAAAUGUUCUCUGUCGCCCGGCCGCAGUUCGUCGAGCGGCCCACCGGUGCGCUCGCGAAAGUCGAGCAGCUUCUCGCUGGCCCCGGCUCCGGUGGCGUCACCGUACACAGCCUUCACACGCUGGCCCUCACACCACUGGGGCCGACGAAGCAACCCGGGAACAGCAGGUUGGGAUUCUUCGAACAGGGAUUUGUGUUGGGUGCUAGUCUGAUUAUGAGCGUCGUGCUACCAAGCCUCGCCUACGGGACCUGGAUCGGCGGACGGAGAGUGAUUGAUUACGUGCUUAAGAUCAGGGGUUGA